Messenger RNA from Panicum virgatum (switchgrass), 1773 nucleotides. RefSeq lists its product as uncharacterized. NCBI's taxonomy places the organism in Eukaryota, Viridiplantae, Streptophyta, Magnoliopsida, Poales, Poaceae. The record is from RefSeq and is a predicted model, not a curated record. The transcript has 3 exons. Bases 439 to 1302 code for a protein of 287 amino acids.
CAGCAACAGUUCAAUAUGUACACGUACGUAAUAGCUAGCUAGCGUUAGGAGCUUUGCCGGUUAAGAUCAUUGGAUGGCUCACAUACCUUAAUGCAGACUCGUAGUGUGCCUUGUCGCUUGCCUCACCAUGAAGCGGCUGCGGUUCCAGAUGAGCGAACACGGAGCAACACAGCCUGGGGAGCAGCUACGGCGUGCUGCGGCCGUGCGGCCGGAGAGCAGGCAACGGUGUCGGAGGUAGCCACGUCGAAGUGAGCGUCGUCGUCGGACUGGUUGCGUGCGCUGCUCUGUCGGGAGGACGCGUCGUCGGAGGCGGCGCCGUAGGCAAGAUGCAAGGCGCAGGAAACUCGUGGCUGAUUUGCAUGCGUGUGGCUAGUUAAACAUGGAAACAUGCAUGCAGACUUUGCAGAGCUGAUUUGAUUCCUUUCCAUCCAUCAGAACAUGCGCGGGAGGCGGGAAAAAAUUGCAUGGGCGCCGCGCGCACCAGCGACGGGGUGCGCCCCCCUCGUGGCGCGUCGGGAUUGGACGGAGUGCACGGGGUCUCGCGCGGCUCGCCCCCUCCCGUCCCUGCGCUCGAUCGCUCCCGGCUCGGCCCCUCGUGCGGCUCGUAGCGCUCGGCUCUGCCUGCGAAUCGUCUUGUUGCGAACUGAAUCGUCUCGUAGCGCUCGGCUCCGCCUGCUAGCGGGAGGCUAUCGUGACCUAGGUUUCCAGGCGUCUGCUGUCGAUUCGUCUUGCCCGCACUACUGCCCACGGCGGAACAGUGGCGCCGGAAUAGGUGUCAUCUCAGCUAUGGAAGAAGGGCUGCGCUGCGAAGCCCUACCCGGCGACGGCCAUGCCGUGGACGGAGCAGAAGGCAGUGACGGCCACGCCGUCGACGGAACAGCAGGCAGCGACGGCCACGCCACCGACGGGGCAGAAGGCGGCGUGCCCGCGACGUCCCUGGGCGAUCGCGAGCAAGCUAUUCUGUCGUCGUCGAUCCUCAGAUUAAAUGCUCCUUCUGAGAAUCAUGAUGUUGCUUGCGAUCGUGGAGAAGAGGAACAACAAAUACCACAUGUUGGAGCAGUGGAGAUUGAAGUACCAAAUGAGGAUGUGGUUGAUAAAUAUGCUGAGAUGGCACCUAAAGUUGGAAUGACUUUUGACCGUGAGAAAAAAGCUUAUGAGAUGUACAAUACCUAUGCUGGACUUGUUGGCUUCAGUGUUAGAAAGAGCAUGACGAAGCGCCGCAAAUCAGAUGAUAGUUUAUCUCAGAUGGACUGUGCAAAAGAUCGUAGUAGAGCACAACCAUUAUCUUGCCAGUCCAAAUAAGAUACAUAAGUUGAGGUCCCAACGAGAGAUUAUAGAGGCAGAUAGAAAAUUAAUUGGGCAGGCACGGCGGUCUGGAAUGAAGCCAUCCCAAGUUUUCAAUUUUAUGAAGGAGCAUUAUGGAGGGGAAGACAAAGUACCAUUUACUAAGAUGGAUUGCUAUAAUGAGAUUGGUCGCGAGCGCAGACAGUACUUAGAAGGCAAUGAUGCACAAACAUUAUCUGAAUAUCUGAGAAAUAAACAAGCCCAGGACCCAAUAUUUUUUUAUGCAGUUGAGGUGGACAAGGAUACUGGUCAUAUAGCAAAUUUCUUUUGGACAGAUGGUCAGUCUAUCAUGGAUUACAAAUGCUUUGGUGAUGCUGUGUCCUUUGACACCACAUUUCAAACAAAUAAGUUUGAAAUGCCUUUUGCUCCGAUUCUUGGCACCUACCAUCACAAGCAAAUAAUAAUUUUUGGGUGUGCACUCAUGUUCAA